Zychaea mexicana is the source of this 1132-nucleotide messenger RNA. RefSeq lists its product as uncharacterized. The transcript has 5 exons. The record is from RefSeq and is a predicted model, not a curated record. Bases 49 to 963 code for a protein of 304 amino acids. NCBI's taxonomy places the organism in Eukaryota, Fungi, Mucoromycota, Mucoromycetes, Mucorales, Lichtheimiaceae.
UAUAAUUUUGACAGAGGCUCAAAAAUAUCUGUUUGGCUAAAACAUGACAUGAAUUGGCUACAGAAAAUAAAUAUUUUCCUCGCGUAUAUAAGCGAACUCAUCGAGAACGACCGCGCUGACGCUGCCAAAGAAAACAUACAAGAUAUCUGGGUGACAGUUCAUGGAGGCGAUCCCGACGUACAAGCUGUGCUGUCACUGCUUGAAUCUGUGGAAACGCCUGAAAAGCGCCAAAAGUAUUUGAAGAUGCGAGUCGAGAAUAUACCCCGAGAAUCGUCGUUUUGGCCAGAAUGGUUCCCGACAGACGAACAAACUGCAACUGAAUACCUUAGACUACUAUCAGAGACGAAUGAAGAGGAGAUGGAAAAGGCCGCAUUAUUUGUAUUACGACGAGCCGGCCAACUGAAUAAUUUGAAUCUAAUGAGGAUUGCGUUGCAAUUCCAUCAACCGUCUACAAAACCUUUUCACACUUGGCUCAGCUUGAUGCUUCCUUUCCACCGUUUAGAUCCAGGCGCCGAAAAACGUUUGUUUGCAGAGCCUUAUGUUGAAGGAGCGAUGAAAAUUCACGGACACGGUUUCGAUCAUUCAAGGAGCUGGAUAGUUUGCAAGCAAAUUAAUGCUGUGAUAAAGGACCGACUUGUAGCGCUACGGUAUGAUCGAUGGGCAUUAAAGAUGUUAGCUUGGCUAUGUAUAUCUGCUUUAAAAAUUAAACGGCCAGAACGCAGGAUCAGAUUCCUAAGGAUGAUUGAAGCAGAACAGUUGUAUGAUUUCUUGAAAUCGCGGAGAGGGGAAAUCCAUGACGAGACUUUAGCGGAAAUGAAACGUCAUAAGUUUGACCGAAGGACUUCCCUGAAGUUGCUGUCGAAACUGGAUGCUUCACUCUUUUUUUUGGACAAAAUGUGUGAACUUUUAAAAAGGGUACAUGCAGCAUUGGAUAUCGAAGUCAGGAAAAGCUGCAAGAGUUGAAUCAAGUAGUCUGUCAUACGAGGAAAUGCUGAUUAGACAUUCUACUCAUAUUCAUCACUUAUAACGGUACAUUCAAUCAUGUAAAUUUGUAUAUCAUCUGUAAACAAACAACUUCUGUAUAUACCACAUUUAUUUCCUUAAUUCAAGCAAAUAUAAAAAAAGAAACCGG